CUAGGGUGUAUGCUCUGGCUUGUGGAUUUGCUCGGCUGGUUCACUUCAGUUCAGUUCAGUUCAAGUCGAAUAUCAUCCGAAUCAGAACCUCAAACUCAUCUGAUGUCGUUCAGUGUCACACACACGAGCGGGCGGCGCAGUAAAUGGGAUCAGCCCGGCCCGGUGUCUGCUGGAGAUGGGGAGGUCGGAUCUGCCCCCACAGGAGCUCUGGACGCUGCCGCCGCAGUCGCCGCCAAAAUCAACGCCAUGCUGGUGGCCAAAGGCAAACUGAAGCCGUCUCAGAUCGGCAGCGCUGGACCGGCUGAUAAAGCGGCGGGUGUUGCUGGUAAUAAAAUGAAGGAUGAUCUGGUCGUAGCAGAGGUGGAGAUUAAUGAUGUUCCUCUGACCUGUCGGAACCUGCUGACCCGUGGACAGACUCAAGAUGAGAUCAGCAGAGUGAGCGGCGCUGCGGUGUCCACCAGAGGGCGCUUCAUGUCAGCAGAGGAGAAGGCCAAAGCUCUGCCCAGCGACCGUCCACUCUACCUGCAUGUUCAAGGGCAAACCAGACAGUUAGUGGACAAGGCAGUUAACAGGAUAAAGGAGAUCAUAACUAACGGUGUGGUGAAGGCAGCCACUAACUCAACCUACAGUGGCACGACGGUCACGGUGUAUCAGCAGCCUGGACCCACGCCAACAACCACACUGCCCCCUGCUGCACAUAAAGCACACUACACAGGAGGGAUGCAUUACGUUCAGGAUAAGCUGUUUGUGGGUUUGGAUCAGGCGGUUCAGGGCUUCUGUGUGAAGGAGCGUGUCGAGGGGCCGAACUGCUCGUACCUGCAACACAUUCAGGCAGAAACUGGAGCCAAAGUCUUUCUGAGAGGAAAAGGAUCCGGCUGUCUGGAGCCCACGUCUGGACGAGAGGCCUUCGAGCCCAUGUACAUCUACAUCAGUCACCCGAAAGCAGAAGGACUUGCUGCGGCAAAAACCCUGUGUGAAAACCUGCUGCAGACUGUUCAUGCGGAAUAUUCUCGUUUCCUGAAUCAGAUGAGCAGUGUGAUGCCUACACAGGGUUUUAUUCAGCCCCCUCCUGUGAACGGACUGCCCCCCCAGCCCCCAUAUUACCCUUCUGCAGGCUUUCAGCCCACUUACCCCGCACCUUUGCCCCCCCCCCAGCCCGUCCCACUUCCGUAUUCAGUGCCACCUGCAGUGCCCAUCCCUGUGCCACCUCCAAAUGCCCAGUACCCCAUCACACCUGCUCCAGCAGCAAUUAUACCAGCACAGACUCUUCUACCCUCUCUGUUCCCUACCGCUGCACAGGCUCCGUCCAAAGCCACGCCCCCCGUGGCCCCACCCAAUCCUCCACAGAAGCGGCGCUUCACUGAGGAGGUGCCCGACGAGACGGACAGCGGACUUCUGGGAUACCAGCAUGGACCCAUUCAUAUGACUAAUUUAGGUGCAGGCAUGUCUGUGGGCAGCUCGGAGAUGUCAGGACCCCCGUCUGCUGGUUGCUCUGUGCCUGUGAGAGAGAGGGACAGCAGACCGUUGAUGCCGCCGCCGCCUCCGAGUGUACCAGCGCCAGUGAACGGAGUGAGAGCGCAGAAACCAGACGAGAGAAAACCAGCACCAAACUCCCUGGAGCCACAGGUGAAGCGCGUGAAGACGGGGCUGGUGGCGUAUUCCGGCGAUUCCUCCGAUGAAGAUGACGACCACUGUCCCUCGAGAGUAGACGGGGCAGGUAAUACGGGCAUAGGCGGCUCAUCCGCGGGCUGGACGCUUGGGAUGUAUCGCUGCCCGUUAUCCCCUCCUCCCCGCCACAAAACACAAACACAACAGCAGCAGCCAAUGCCAUUCUGGAUGGCACCUUGACACACACACACACACACACACACAGGUAUACAUCAUGCCUCUGUCGCUAUAGGAACGGGCUCGUCCUGUCUUAAAGACUCUUGUGAGCGGAUUGUUGGUGAGAUGAAAGCGAGUCUCUCCACUGAACACCAGUAUAUAGAUGUCCAUAUAAUGGCACUCAUCACUUUAAAAACGCUGGUCUAGUCUCAACUAGUUUAGUUUCUGUUGAUCAGGUUUAUUAGCUAUGUUUUUCCUUCUGUGAGCUUCUCUCUUGAGAAAUAAAAUGCAUUUACUCGAUUGUUUGUGUCUGUGACUGAA
Messenger RNA from Xyrauchen texanus (razorback sucker), 2145 nucleotides. RefSeq names its product KH domain containing 4, pre-mRNA splicing factor (gene khdc4). Gene Ontology annotation, cellular component: nucleus. Lineage: Eukaryota; Metazoa; Chordata; Actinopteri; Cypriniformes; Catostomidae. Bases 10 to 1848 code for a protein of 612 amino acids. The transcript is spliced from 14 exons. Gene Ontology annotation, molecular function: RNA binding. The record is from RefSeq and is a predicted model, not a curated record.